Urocitellus parryii (Arctic ground squirrel) is the source of this 2713-nucleotide messenger RNA. RefSeq names its product vav guanine nucleotide exchange factor 1 (gene Vav1). Lineage: Eukaryota; Metazoa; Chordata; Mammalia; Rodentia; Sciuridae. Gene Ontology annotation, biological process: cell migration; regulation of GTPase activity; intracellular signal transduction. The record is from RefSeq and is a predicted model, not a curated record. Gene Ontology annotation, cellular component: cytoplasm. Gene Ontology annotation, molecular function: protein binding; guanyl-nucleotide exchange factor activity.
AUGGAGCUGUGGCGCCAGUGCACCCACUGGCUCAUCCAGUGCCGGGUGCUGCCACCCAGCCACCGCGUGACCUGGGAGGGGGCCCAGGUGUGCGAGCUGGCGCAGGCCCUCCGGGAUGGCGUCCUCCUGUGCCAGCUGCUCAACAACCUGCUGCCCCAGGCCAUCAACCUKCGAGAGGUCAACCUGCGCCCCCAGAUGUCUCAGUUCCUGUGCCUCAAGAACAUCCGGACCUUCCUGUCCACCUGYGGAGAGAAGUUCGGCCUCAAGCGGAGUGAGCUCUUUGAGGCCUUCGACCUCUUUGAUGUGCAGGAUUUUGGAAAGGUCAUCUGCACCCUCUCUGCGCUGUCCUGGACCCCGAUCGCCCAGAACAAGGGCAUCAUGCCCUUCCCCACUGAGGAGGACACUUUGGGUGACGAGGACAUCUACAGUGGCCUGUCGGACCAGAUUGACGACACCGCGGAGGAGGAUGAGGACCUGUACGACUGCGUGGAGAACGAGGAGGCYGAGGGCGACGAGAUCUACGAGGACCUCAUGCGCUCGGAGCCCGUGCCCAUGCUGCCCAAGAUGACCGAGUACGACAAGCGGUGCUGCUGCCUGCGGGAGAUCCAGCAGACGGAGGAGAAGUACACGGACACCCUGGGCUCCAUCCAGCAGCACUUCAUGAAACCCUUGCAGCGGUUCCUCACGCCCCAGGACAUGGAGAACAUCUUUGUCAACAUCGAGGACCUGCUUCGUGUGCACACCCUCUUCCUAAAGGAGAUGAAGGAGGCCCUGGCCACCCCGGGAUCACCCACCCUGUACCAAGUCUUCAUCAAAUACAAGGAGAGGUUCCUUGUCUAUGGCCGCUACUGCAGCCAGGUGGAGUCUGCCAGUAAGCACCUGGACCAAGUGGCCACGGCCCGGGAAGACGUGCAGAUGAAGCUGGAGGAAUGUUCUCAGCGCGCCAACAACGGCAGGUUCACCCUGCGGGACCUGCUCAUGGUGCCCAUGCAGCGGGUGCUCAAGUACCACCUCCUUCUCCAGGAGCUGGUGAAGCAUACGCAGGACACAGUGGAGAAGGAGAACCUGCGGCUGGCCCUGGACGCCAUGAGGGACCUGGCGCAGUGCGUGAACGAGGUCAAGAGGGACAACGAGACCCUGCGGCAGAUCACCCACUUCCAGCUGUCCAUUGAGAACCUGGGCCAGUCUCUGGCCAACUUUGGCCGGCCCAAGAUCGAUGGGGAGCUCAAGAUCACUUCCGUGGAAAGGCGCACCAAGACGGACAGGUAUGCGUUCCUGCUGGACAAAGCUCUGCUCAUCUGCAAGCGCCGGGGGGACUCCUACGACCUCAAGGUCUUUGUGAACCUGCACAGCUUCCAGAUCCGGGAUGACUCCUCCGGAGACCGAGAAAACAAGAAGUGGAGCCACAUGUUCCUCCUGAUCGAGGACCAAGGCGCCCAGGGCUACGAGCUGUUCUUCAAGACUCGAGAGCUGAAGAAGAAGUGGAUGGAGCAGUUUGAGAUGGCCAUCUCCAACAUCUACCCAGAGAACGCCGCCGCCAACGGGCACGACUUCCAGAUGUUCUCCUUUGAGGAGACCACCUCCUGCAAAGCCUGCCAGAUGCUGCUCAGAGGCACCUUCUACCAGGGCUACCGCUGCAGUCGGUGCCGCGCACCUGCACACAAGGAGUGUCUGGGGAGGGUCCCUCCAUGCGGCCGACACGGGCAAGACUGUGCCGGAACUAUGAGGAAGGAUAAGCUGCAUCGAAGGGCUCAGGACAGAAAAAGGAGUGAACUCGGCCUGCCUAAGAUGGAGGUGUUUCAGGAGUACUACGGGCUCCCCCCGCCUCCCGGAGCCUUCGGGCCUUUUCUCCGCCUCAACCCCGGUGACAUCGUGGAGCUGACCAAGGCCGAGGCCGAGCAGAACUGGUGGGAGGGCAGGAAUACAGCUACCAACGAAGUCGGCUGGUUUCCCUGCCACAGGGUGAAGCCCUACGUCCACGGCCCUCCUCAGGAYCUGUCUGUCCAUCUCUGGUACGCUGGCCCCAUGGAGCGCGCGGGCGCAGAGAACAUCCUCACCAACCGCUCCGACGGGACCUUCUUGGUGCGGCAGAGGGUGAAAGACUCAGCGGAAUUUGCCAUCAGCAUUAAGUAUAAUGUCGAGGUCAAGCACAUCAAAAUCAUGACGUCAGAAGGACUGUACCGGAUCACCGAGAAGAAGGCUUUCCGGGGCCUGGUGGAGCUGGUGGAAUUUUACCAGCAGAACUCCCUGAAGGACUGCUUCAAGUCCCUGGACACCACCUUGCAGUUCCCCUACAAGGAGCCCGAGAGGAGAGCCAUCAGCAAGCCAGCAGCAGGGAGCGCCAAGUACUUUGGCACAGCCAAAGCCCGCUAUGACUUCUGUGCCCGCGACCGAUCGGAGCUGUCCCUGAAGGAGGGCGACAUCAUCAAGAUCCUCAACAAAAGGAGGCAGCAAGGCUGGUGGAGAGGGGAGAUCUACGGCCGGGUCGGCUGGUUCCCUUCCAACUAUGUAGAGGAAGAUUACUCUGAAUACUGCUGAGCCCGGUGCGCUGGCAGAGAGGGGAGACACUCCAGGCUCUGAGCCCAGGAUGAGCCGCAAGCAGGACCACGGGCUGUGACAGGUCCCAGUGGGCGGAGAGUCUAGAUGGACUGUCCAGGGCCAGCAUCCAGUUGGCAGGACUCCCGGGAUGGUGCCCUGCUAUGGUUAAUUUAUA